Molecule: messenger RNA, 14771 nt
Organism: Erpetoichthys calabaricus (reedfish)
Lineage: Eukaryota; Metazoa; Chordata; Cladistia; Polypteriformes; Polypteridae
Gene: spega
Product: striated muscle enriched protein kinase a
Exons: 41
Coding region: 296-11143 (3615 amino acids)
Biological process (GO): protein phosphorylation
Molecular function (GO): protein kinase activity; protein binding; ATP binding
Source: RefSeq, a predicted model, not a curated record
GUGAUUUUUUUAAAGCAUACGAAAGUAAUUCACAUAGUUACAUUUAAGCUGUAUAGCACUUGUGCUUAACUACUCAAGACUGUCUUGGAAAAAACAGGCUUCACAGAUAAAUCUGCUCACAACCAUUUAGAUAAACGUAUCAGGACAGAAGACGGUGUAUUCCCUAAGUGACAAAAAAGUGAAAAAUGAAAAGGUGUUAAGACAUCCUGGAGUUUGAAUUCAUAUCAGAAAAGUCUGUCAAAAGACUAAGGAGGAAUUAAAACUUUAACACAGCUUCACAAUUUGCAUUAGAACCAUGCGUAAAGCUCAAGUCCAAAUGACCCUGAAGAAAUCAGGAGAGGAAUCAGGUUGGUGUAGGACAGCUAUGGCACCACCUAGCCCCCUUAUACCAUCAAAACGUGCCAAAGUGUUUCCAGACCAGGUGGUGCCAGAGAUGGGUGGCCUCAGGGAACAGCAUUACCAGACUGCACCCGUUUUCAUUCGCAAGAUGAAGAAUGCUGCUGUGGGGACUGGCUGUGACAUCCGGCUAAAAGUAGGAGUGGCAGGUGACCCACAGCCCACUCUGACUUGGUACCGCAAUGAGUCCCGGAUACCGACAGAAAAGCAGGAAUACGGAGGGCUGUGGAUUAAGGACUGCAAGCUCAGUGAUGCAGGCCUCUAUACCUGCAUAGCGACCAACCCCCUAGGGGAGGCCCGGACCAGUGCUGUUCUGGCAGUCAUGGAUUUGGGUGAAGACUCAGAGACAACCGAAGACGAGGCAGCCGAUCCUCAGAUACCGAUUGAAUCGAAAGAAGGAGGAGCCAGGCAUCCUCAGGAUAAGGCUGCAGGUGAUUCAGAGCGGAUGAUGGACACCACCCCUGAUACAACACCAUCAUCAGGCAGACGCGGGUCCAGGGCCGAGAGCUGGGCAGGAAGUCAAAACACAGUCGUGGAAAAGGAGACAGCGGGUUUGAGUUCAAGAGUCACAGUUUCCACGCAGCAGGACUCCUACUCCAAGCCUUCCAGGAGCCUUUCUGAAGACGUUUUGAGGGAAGACUAUGGCUGCCAGGCUGCUGAGCUGGAGCAGAAACGGGACCUGGGGUCCCUCAGGUAUCCCUCUUCCCGACCCCAAGUUCUCCCACCUCCCUCUCCCAAAAUUGGCCAACGUUGUAGCUCGACGUCCUUGCCCGGUCGCUCUGCGUCAGCCCCUCUCACCCCCUUGACCCCCCGUAAGAAAGUAAUAACCCCCAUCGAGUACCAGGAUACAGUCCCAGGAGAAUUUGAAGAGAAGAUCAAACAGCCUAAAUCGUCUGCACUCUCUCAGACCAGCACCCAGGAUUCCCGUCCACAAACACCACUGAGUGAAUAUUCAAGGAAAGAUCUGACCCUGCGUCCCUCCCCCAAGUUGACACGUGCAAGUUCUAAAAUCUUUGAGAAAGUGCGUUACUUUGAAGAAAGAAGACGUAGUAUUGACCAGCCUGAGGGAUCAAUUUCUGGUCGCUCUUGGGCUGGAUUCCAUCGAGCACGUUCCUUUGAGCAAUCUGAUGAUGAAAGGAGCAGAACUGGAAUCUCAAGAGAGAGCUCAAGAGAGGACUUGCGGGAAGCAUUAAGAGCAGAGGCGGCUCAGAGGAGAUCAAUGUUCAAACAAAAAGCUUCCUCAUUUGAUGAUAGGCCUCGAUAUACACAUAAAAUUCAGGAUAUCGAGAACAAAUUCACGGAAGAACUACAGCGCAUUAAAAAAGUUGUGGGGAAACCUCAACUUGGAAAAUCCUUCUCCACUGAUCAGAUUGCUCACAGGAGUGGAAGAACCCCUUUGAAAAAGUUAGAGCCCAUUCCACCUCAGGUAAUUAAAAAGUUACAAGACAGAGAAAGGAUCCAGCAGCAGCAGCAACAAGAGCAACCACAGCAGCAACAACAACAACAGCAAAUAACACAACAGCCUUUAAAUAUUAGGAAACCUUUAGUUAGGAGCAUUGCAACUGGUGACCUAUCAUCAGAAAAUGAUGGCUUGGUAGACAGUACGCCACUUUCUUCAGCUACUGAAAAGCCUUCUAGCAUAAGAGAACAACGGGGACACAUCAGUCAGAGAGAAAUAUAUUCGGUCUCUUUACCUCAUGAACCACUACAGAGAAGAAGAGAAGAUUCACCUCCUCCUUCCUUCCCAGCUACAAUGAUACAAACAGAGGAAACAGAAACUUCAGUUCAAUGGGCUGAUCUGAAACCUUUAAUACCAAUAACUGAAAACGAAAUACUCAAAGAAGAAGAAACACCUCUCCAGGCUUGCCCAGUCACAGGCUUUGAAAGAACUUUGCCAAUCCCAUCUCCAGGCUUCUAUGUUCUUAAACAAGAAGAAGAAGAAGAAGAAAUGGAAAUUGAGCCCCCAGAGAGUCCCGUGACCCCUCAUUCCAGACUAGAGAUCCCAACAAUCCUAAUACACCCUGAGACAACAGACAGGGGACCUGCUUUGGAGACUAAGACAAAAGUGAAAACUGUGAAAGAAGAGAAAAUCCAGAAAGUCAGAAGAAAGUCAAGGCCAAUGUCCCCAGAGAUCGAGUCUUCCGAUGAUUCCUAUGUAUCAGCAGGAGAAGAUUUAUUGGAGGCCCCUCUUUUUGAAGUUCCAUUACGGGACAUGGAAGCAGAGAGUGACACUGAGGUGUUACUGAAAUGUAUCAUCACUGGAAAUCCACUACCAGAAGUACGUUGGAGGCGAGAUGAUGUUCCAUUACAAAGCAGUCCCACUCAUCUAAUAAAACUUGAAGGUGAAAGGCAUAGCCUGUUAAUAAAGUGGGCCAAACCAUGUGAUGCUGGGAUAUACUGUGUUACUGCAGUGAAUGAAGUUGGGAAGGCGUCAUGCAGUGCCGCUCUGGCCGUUAAAUCAGAACCCGCUCCAGAUACAAGGGCCACCCUUAAUGUACCUUUGGACAUUGCCAGCCCCAUCACCUCUGAUGAUGAAUACUUAAGCCCGCUGGAGGAAGGUGUGGAGUUUGGAUUUCCAGCAUUUCGAGGACCUGAAGCAAUGAAGUUACCAGACAUUUCAGAAGUGCGUUUCAAAGAACCACCAUUUUUUGAGGUUUGCCUGACUGAUCAAACUGUGCUAGAGGGACAGGAUGCAUUCUUUAGAGUGAAGGUUCAUGGAGAGCCUAAGCCCUUGAUUUACUGGCUAAGAAACAGACAGACCAUAAAGUCAGGAAGCCAUCACAGUGUGACUGAAGGAGAGGAUGGCAUAUUUGAGCUGCAAAUCCUGUCAACAAUAAAGUCAGAUGCUGGAGUGUAUACCUGCAGAGCAAUUAAUGAAUAUGGCACACAGCAAUGUGAAAGCAAACUAGACGUUAAAGUCCCACCAGUAGAGCCUAGCCUGGCAGUCAUCCGACAAGUACGAGAUGUGACGGUAAAGGCAGGUGAAACAGCACUCUUCGAAUGCCUUAUUACUGGACCACCAGAUGUGGAUGUCGACUGGUUGUCCAAUGGAAAGCUGAUUCAACCAGCCCUGCUGAACUGCAAAAUGCACUUUGAUGGUAAAAGGUGUAAACUUCUUCUGAACUCCGUCCAUGAAGACGACAGCGGCUCAUAUACCUGCAAGCUAAGCACAGCCAAAGAUGAGCUGACUUCCAGUGGAAAUCUCAAAGUCAUUCCUUCCAUUGAACCAUUAUUCACGAGAAAACUGGAUAUCUUAGAAGUAAUAGAGGGACGGACAGCUCGUUUUGACUGUAAGGUCAGCGGAACACCACCCCCACAAGUGACGUGGAGCCAUUUUGAGCAAACUUUAGAAGAAAAUGAAAAUAUUCGCAUUCUAAAGGAUCAUGGUCUGCACUCUUUAAUCAUCUCCCAUGUUAGCAAUGAGAAUGAAGGCUUCUAUACAGUCAUUGCCAAGAAUGCCCACGGAGAAGCCGAGUGUUCUGCAGAGUUGUAUGUGCAGGAGCCACGUCCUGCUGUCUCCUCUCAAAUAGCCAAGCUGGAAAAGAUGCCUUCCAUUCCUGAAGAGCCCGAGGUUCCAGAGAGUGAAGUUGAACGAUUCACCAUGCCCGACUUUGUCAGGCCUCUUCAAGACCUGGAUGUAGUGGAAGGGAAGGAGGCCAUUUUAAAAUGCAAAGUGGCCGGCCUGCCUUAUCCCACUAUCACUUGGUUCCACAAUGGUCAAAAGAUCGACAGCACAGAAGACAGGAAAAUGAUGCAGUACAGAGACAUCCAUAGCUUGGUUAUUCGCUCAGUCACACAUGCUCACGGCGGUGUCUAUAAAAGUGUCAUUUCAAACAAAGUGGGGAAGGCCACGUGCUAUGCUCAUUUGUAUGUGACAGAUGUCCUGCCUGACCCGCCUGAUGGAGCUCCUGUUGUAGAGGCAAUAACAGGAAAAACGAUGACCCUCAGAUGGAAGAAACCGAAAAAACUGGAUCCCACACUAGACCCUAACACAUUAACGUACAUUAUCCAGUGCCAAACAGUUGGGAUGAAUCAGUGGACUCUACUGGAAGCCAACGUGAAAACAACGAUGUAUACAGUGCACUCCCUUUCCAAGGGUGUUCUGUACAUCUUUAGAGUUCUGUCAGCUACAGCCAAGUCGCAUAGCAAGCCUUCUCCACCUACCGAGCCUGUGCAGCUGAUAGACAGAGGUCCCUAUCUUGAAGAGGCACCAGUUAUCAUUGAUAAGCCAGAUGUGGUUUAUGUUGUGGAAAACCAGCCAGUCUGCAUUACUGUCACCCUAAACCAUGUACACGCAGGGGUAAUCUGGAAAAAGAAUGACAGCAUCUUGGUGAACAAACCGAAUCUAUAUGAGAUGUGCAUGCCUGAUGAUGAUCAGCACACACUGAAGAUCAUGCAGAUUGGCCGAUCUGAUGUUGGAGAGAUCGUAUGCAUCGCAAGUAAUCAGUAUGGGAGUGACACCUGCACACUCUCCCUCAAUAUGGCAGAGCCUCCCUCCUUUGAAUCUAUCAUGGAGGACAUUGAUGUCAGCACUGGAGAGACAUCACGCUUUGCUGUGGUGGUGGAAGGAAAACCUAUUCCUGACAUCCUCUGGCAUAAAAAUGAUACUCUCUUGUCAGAGAGCAGUCACUUCACCUUCGUAUAUGAUGACAAUGAGUGCUCAUUGGUAGUUCUCAACACCACUGAAGAGGAUUCAGGGGUUUACACCUGCACUGCCAAGAAUUUGGCUGGAUCUGUGUACUGUAAGGCUGAACUCACCGUCCAUGCAGCAAAAUUAGAAAAGGAGGAGGAGAUUGAAGAUGAGGAAACUUUGCUAAGGAAGAUGCGUCGGUUGACUGAUUUCUAUGACGUUCACAAGGAGAUUGGAAGAGGUGCUUUCUCUUAUGUGAAGCUUGUGACAGAGAGAUCUGGAAAAGUGGAAUAUGCUGCAAAAUUCAUUCCUUUACGUGCAAAAAGUAAAGCAUCUGCCUUGAAGGAGCUGAAUAUUCUAUCACAGCUGGACCAUGAGCGAAUUGUUUACUUCCAUGAUGCCUUUGAGAAGAAGAAUGGAGUGAUCAUCAUUACUGAAGUCUGUCAUGAGGAAUUCCUAGAGAAAAUAACAAAGAAAACUUCAGUACUGGAGUCCGAGAUCCGCUCUUUCAUGAGACAAAUCCUAGAAGGCAUCAGUUAUUUACACCAAAAUAAUAUUCUUCAUCUUGAUAUAAAGCCUGAAAAUAUUCUGAUGGCAGACUCCACAAGUGAGCAGAUCCGAAUCUGUGAUUUUGGGAAUGCAAAGGAAGUCACCCCAGAGGAUGCGCAGUAUUGCAAGUAUGGCACACCAGAAUUUGUGGCCCCUGAGAUUGUCAACCAAACACCUGUUUCUAAGGCUACUGAUAUCUGGCCUGUUGGAGUAAUUUCCUAUUUGUGCCUCACAGGAGUUUCUCCGUUCGUUGGAGAAAAUGACAGAGCAACUGUAUUGAACAUCAGGAACUACAAUGUAGCAUUUGAGGAGAAGAUGUUUGAAGACCUUUGUCGAGAAGCCAAGGGAUUUGUUAUCAAACUUUUAGUCUCUGAUAGACUGAGACCAGAUGCAAAUGAGUGUCUUCGUCAUCCUUGGUUUAAGACAUUAUCUAAAGGGAAAAGUAUUUCUACAGAGCCCCUCAAGUUGUUUCAGUCUAGAAGAAAGUGGCAGCGGUCACUUAUUAACUACAAAUCUAAAAUGGUGAUGCGAUCCAUACCAGACCUUUUGGAUGAUUCAUCCACCCAUGUCUCCAUAGCAGUUCCAAAGCACCUUAAAGAAGGUUCCCCUCCUCCUUCAUCAUCCUCAGACUCUGAGGAUAUUGAUGAGCUGCCCUUCAUUCCUAUGCCUCUCACAAUGGAGUUUUCCAGCUCUAGAAUGUCACUUAAUGAAAUUCCAGCUGAUGAUGAGAUGGUGGGACGUCCAAACGGGAACCUAGAUGUUGUGGGGAAGGAAUCAGAGGGACCGGUACCAAUGCAGUGUGAGCCGCCAAUUUCAAAAAAAGAAGUUACAGAAGUUCAUGGCAGGGGUCGCUCUAGGAAAAGGGCAACACAAGACGAAGAUAACCAAUCUUCAGAUGAGGACAGUUCAGAGAGACCAGACCAUGCAAAGAGGCCUCUUAGAAAAGGUUCAAGUGUGGAGUCAGAUAAAGGAGAAGGAAGCUCAAAGAGAGGAGAAUUAAGGAGAGGCAGUUCUGCUGACAGUGCUCUGCUGCUACAUAUUAAGGCAGAAGAAGGAACUACUGAUGGUCAAACAGAGGAACCCAAAAAGGGCCUCAAAAAGGCUCUUUCAAUGGAACUUCCAAGGAGGAGUCCAAGUCCCGGAACUUUGGAUGAACGUCGCAAGCUAAGUCAUGAGGACUAUGCAUUAAAACUGGAAUUAAUGCGUCAAAGGUUACUCAGAGGUGGAUCUGUAGACAAGAAAAUGAGUGGCCUAAGGGAGCCCUUGUUAGAAACCCUUAGACUUGCAGAAGAUGAUCCACAGAAACGUUCCACUUCACUUGAACGCUAUACACGGCCACCCCGUGGAAGCCCAGUUCCACCUCUUGCAAGGGCAGCAUCAAGUGACACCCCUAGAGAAGUCUCUUUAGAUCCAAAGGUGCUGCGUAAGAGUGCUUCUUUCAGUCAAGGUGACACUGAACCCAUUCCACUCCAUCGACGUUUAGGAGCCCCUUUAGAAAUACCUCUAACUCAGAUAGAGGGUAAACGACUACAAGAAUGUGUUUCUAUGUCAGCUCUCACUGAACAAACAAAGUUAGACUCUAGACCAUCAACUCCAAGAGAAAUUUCCUCCAAACCGCCAACACCAGAUAGAGAAGAAAUCGAAGGAAGUAUGGCAGAGACUAUUAAAACUUCAGAGAAAGCUGGUAGAACCAUUGAAAAAGCAGAAAACACAACUCUGAAAGUAAGCAAGCCAUACGAAGUGAAUGUUGAUAAAGUGAAAAAGUUGAGUGAGUCGGUAAAGGAGACAGUGACAACCUCUGAAGACAUGGUUAGAACUCCACAAGAGGAGACAGAUAUCUCAAAGAAAGUUGUUAUAGACACAGAUGUUAAUGAUAUGACCAACAAAAAAGCUCCAAUUCCAGCAGAGAAAUCAAACUUAGUAAAAGAAGUAUCUCAGAAACAUCUGAUUCGGUCAGUCAUUGCCCCUUGUGCUGAACCAUCAUAUGAUGAGAAAUUACAAAUGGCUAAGUUGCCCCCAGAAAUUAUUAUUACCAAGUCAAGUACUGUAGUACCUUUAGAGAUCAAUAUAAAAGGUCCUCAAAAUAAUGUUCCACUACAAGCUAUACCUUCACCGACCACACAGGUUUCAUUUUCAGCUCCUUCUGCUCGACCUUCUGCCUAUGCAGAAAUUAUGCAGGCUAUUGUAGUUCCUGAACACAAAAACAAAGGCCAAGAAGCCAAGCCAGAAACAGAAAUCUCAACAACUGCACACCCAGCUGUGUUUUCUAGAGUUGCAUCAAAUGAACAAACUAGGAAAGAACCCAGUCCACCAAAAACUCCUCCACCACCUGCCUUAUCGCAGCCAACCUCAGAUCAGGAGCCAAAACAUAUUAUUGAAGAUUUAGCAUCUGAAGAGGUUUUUGAGGCAAAGUUCAAAAGGCGAGAGUCUUCUCUCACCCGUGGGCUAAAGCUACUUACAAGGUCCAAAUCAGAGGAAAAAUCUUUAAUUCUUCCUCCCUCUUCAGGUGAGGAAAUUUACCGUCCUGGGCCUAUUGGUGCACCGUUAGAGUUUGUUAAGCCUGAAGAACCAAAAAAGUUAGAAGAAAGAGCAAAAUCUGUUCAAGAUCUGCGAGAGGCAGAAAAGGAUACAAGCUUUAUGAGGAGACUAUCUUUACGCCUGAAAGGAACACCAUCAACUGAGAGGAAGGAAGUGAAGUCCGGAGAAGAGAGUCCUGCUCUUGAACAUUCAGCUCCAAAAAGAAGGCUGUCUUGGACUCUAGGUCGUAGCAGUUUCAGGGAUAAAAAAGAGAAAGAGGUGGAAAUGGUACGAAUGGAGCCUGGAGCUGAAAAACAGUCUUCCCAAGAAGUGGAAAUCAAAGAAUCUAGGAAACCAAAUGAAUCUCCUGUCUUGACAAUGCGCAAGAAGAUUGAGUCAACAGUGGCUGGGAUUUCAAUGAGGAUACGUAGCCACUCAGAAGAGAGGAAGGAAGAGAAGAAAGGAGAGAAGGAAACAAAACAAGAGAAGAGGACACCUUUGCUUUCAUUACUCCGUAGGUCUAAUUCUGAGGGAACAAAUCUAAAAAGACUGGGCGUGCCAUCCAAUCAGCUUGCAUCCCAGUCUCAUGCAGCACCAUCUACAGAGUCACUUCAGUCUGAGUCUAGUGUCCAGUCAGAAGCUGCUGUAAAAGCUGCAUCUGAAAGUGAUCGCAGAUCCAGGUGGGAUCGAUGGGGACUGACAAGGAGCAAGAGAGAAAAAGGAUCUUCUCAACCCAAUAUUCCAUCGGCUAUUGCUAGGGAGAAUGGCACUCUGGAUGGUCAUCACUAUACUAGAUUAGCGUCAGACUUUCCUCCAGUGUUCCAUAUCAAACUGAGGGAUCAUGUGUUACUGGAAGGAGAUCCCAUUACCCUUUGUUGUUUGCCAGCCGGAAGCCCAACUCCUCACAUCGAAUGGCUCAAAGAUAAAAAACCAGUGGAACUUGACUCAAGGAUCAGUAUUGUUUCAUGCCCAGAUGGACGACAGCUGCUGAUGAUCAUGAAAGCCUGCAAAAAGGAUGCUGGACUUUAUGAGUGUGUAGCCAAAAAUCCUCUGGCUUCGGUCACUAGUUCCUGUUUACUGUCACUUGCCAGACUUCCUAGUCGUCCAGGAACACCUGAAAUACCCCAAAGAUACAAAAAUACAGCAUUGGUAUUAUGGAAACCUUCUGACUCUCGCACACCCUGCACCUACACAUUAGAACGCAAGACAGAAGGAGAUUCUGAUUGGCUUACGGUGGCUACAGGAGUGGCAGACUGUUAUUAUAAUUCUACAGAACUGCCAAUGGGCAGCACCUUAAAGUUCAGAGUGGCGUGUGUCAAUAAAGCUGGCCAAGGCCCAUACAGUAAUUCCUCUGAAAAAGUACAGCUUGAUUCACUGGAUAUGCCAAAGGCCUCACCAAGUCCUGCUGUUCCCAAAGCUGCUUCUUCCAUUCCGCCUUCUGUUAGCAAAUCCAAAACACUGCCUGCAUCAGAAGUAGCACCCCCUGAAAUGCCUAAACCUGCUUCUCCCUCUAUUCCUCAGAAACCAGCUGCAGAUGAAAUCAUCUCAUCGACAGUACAAAUGCAAAUCCAAGCCCCAUCCCCAGUUCCAGUUGAAAGUACAGUUCCUGUAUUAUACUCAGCUCCAUCCCCAGUCCCAGUUACACCUCCAAGUCCAGUUUCCACCGCAGUCUCUACAUCUCCUACAAUCAAGACCACUCUCACGCUUACCGUGACCACACCUUCUUUGGUGGCCCAGCCCACAACCUCUCCAGAACCACUUCCCAGGUUACCACCUCCAUCUCCUCCACCUCCUGUCUUACCAAAGCCAACAACGCCAGUCAGCUUGGUGACUCCUAUUUCCCCAGUGACUGCUGUCACCCCGCUACCAUUGCCAUCUCCAUCUGGUGUCAUUGGCAAACCAAUCUCUUCUGUUCCUAUGUAUGUUCCAGCCACCUUAGUUCAAACUCCUCCUACUCAAGUCUCAUCUCUCACGCCACCUGUUGUGCUGGUGACAAGUCUUAGCCCUGUUGGUGAGGGCCCCUCCACACCUAGUAGAAUAACCCCUACAGGCAGAGUGACACCCUCUGCCAAAUCUGUAGACAGCAGCACAACUGCUUUACGACAAGGUGUACCUCAGAAACCUUACACCUUUAUGGAUGAGAGAGCCAGGGGAAGAUAUGGUGUGAUCCGGGAGUGUAAGGAGAAUGCUACGGGAAAACAAUUUAUGGCCAAAAUCAUCCCAUAUGAGGCGGAAAGCAAGCAGUCAGUACUUCAGGAAUAUGAGAUCCUCAAGUCUCUUCGACAUGAAAAGGUUAUGGCCCUUCAUGAGGCUUAUGUGACACCUCGGUAUCUGGUCCUCAUCUCAGAAUCGUGUGUUGGCAAAGAGCUACUGUAUAGUCUCAUAGACAGGUUUCGUUACUCUGAAGAUGAUGUAGUUGGAUACAUUGUGCAGAUAUUGCAAGGUCUUGAAUAUCUACACAACCGGCGAAUCCUACACCUUGAUGUAAAACCGGACAACAUUAUUGUCACAUAUAUGAAUGUAGUGAAGAUCAUCGACUUUGGUAGUGCUCAGACUUUCAAUCCUCUAUUCCUGAAGCAACUGAGUCAACGUGUUGGGACUCUCGAGUUCAUGUCUCCUGAAGUAAUAAAAGGAGAUGUUGUUGGUCCUCCAGCGGAUAUCUGGGGUAUAGGUGUACUGACAUACAUUAUGUUAAGUGGAAGAUCUCCAUUUCUCGAGACUAACCCCUUGGAGACAGAGAACAGAAUUCAGAUAGCCAAGUUUGACCUUACAAAACUCUACCCCAAUGUGUCACAAAGUGCCUCGUUGUUCCUGAAGAAGAUAUUGUGUAGUUAUCCAUGGGCUCGACCAACCAUCAAAGACUGCUUUGCCAACUCCUGGCUUCAGGAUGCCUACUUGAUGAAACUCCGUCGGCAAACCCUUACUUUUACUACAUCGAGGCUGAAAGAAUUCCUGGUGGAGUAUCAGCGCAGAAGAGCAGAAAUUGCUACCAAACACAAAGUUCUCCUCCGCUCAUAUCAAGGCACCCAACAGGCCCCUGUGACCCAGUGACAGAAGUCUCACCUCAUGGGUGGAUGGCAGAAAGCAAGAAGAACACAGCACGUUCUCCAAGAGGCAGGCAACAGAGGUUCUUCACGUUUGGUGGCCAGGAAUUCCUAAGCAGCCAUUGUAACCAGCAAAAAGCUCAGUCUACUCAGAAUGAGUCGGAACACAAAUGUGUGUGCAUCUGUCCAUGCCCAAGACAAACCAGUCAUACCUAAACUAGAAAACAACAAAAAAAAAGACAAGCAAAUACAAACCAGAAUACCUCACAGACUUUUUGGAAAAGGAGUGUGGAAUGGUUUGAUGUUCAUUUACAGAUGCAUCCUUUCUUAUUUGACCUCCUUCUAUAUUCAUGAUUUUACUUUACAAAUAUGCCUCGAUGGUGGGCUUCAAGUCAGUUUGAAACAACCUGAUGGUGUCCCUGAAUUGUAGAUCUCAAAGCUAAAUCAAGACCUAUGUCUACUUGGUUUAUAUACUCUUUGUACCAAUUGCAUUAUCUAUUGCAUAUUACAGAAGACACACCUAACACAACUACAAGCAUCAGAGCUGCAAAUUAAGAGUAAAUAGUUAUGUGUGAUAAAGUUAUGAUUGAAUGCAUACAAAAUAUUAAGAAUCAGACAGAAAUUAGGAAAAUUUCUCAGCUGUUGGCAUUGGUUGGUGAAGGCUAAAGGAAGUGAAAGGAAAAUCAUUGUGCAUUGUGGCCACUAGGGUACCCAUAAAGACACACGCAAACUACUUUUCUUGCAUUUCAGGCUAGACAGAGUGCAAUAUAUUUAUUAGGCAAAGGUCCCAGGUGGAACAAGAGGUAUAUUUGCUCUUCUGUGUUAUCUUUCCUUUAUUUAAAGAAGCCCAAUUAGUGCAGACAUUUGCCAUUGCAUGUUGUCUGUGAUCAUAUACUCUUCUUUAUAAUUGCAUUUAAAAUUCUCCAUCAUUUUGUUAAGCAAAACAAAAAUGUUAGUUAAUUAACUAAACUAUUUGAAACAGUGUUACCAGUGACUGUGCAACUGAUAUUUGUCUCGCACUGAAUGGCAAAAUUAAAACAGCAUGCUGCUAUACUGUACAGUAGGAUAUUUUACAGCAUUUUGACUGCUCAAGUUGCCAAUCCAUAGGCACAACUAAGUAGGGCUUUGGACAAUCAUUUGAUAAAUCUGGUUCAGACAUCAGAAGAUGCCAGCAGUCAUUGUGUAUUUUGGAUCGAUAGAAAGUGAUUUCUAUUCUGCUUACCUUUUUAAACAUUUCCCCCCCAUUUACGAACUGUUUUGUUAUUUAUGAAUUUCUUCAAAAAAAUUGACUGAAUAAUUUUCUUUUAAAAAAACCCCACUCUUUAGGAACCUGUCACACAUCACCAGUCUUGUUGCUCUACUAACAUUCCUGUCAAAUGACAUGUAAGAAUGGCCAUUCUUCUGUAAAGAUAAAUGCAAAGUAUUUCUAAUAGCUUGUUCUACUUCCACAAACCUCGAUCUGUAGGUGGGGCACCAUAUGGUACAAUAUAUUAUGGCUGACUGGUUCUUAUUUUUUUCAGUUAUGCUUUACGGCCAAGUGAUAUCAAAACAGCUCUACUGUGGCUACUUUAAAAUGUCACCAUUAAAGACAGCGAUAUCGUUUUUUUAAGGAAAUAAAGCAGCAGCCUCAGGCCUCGACACAGCCAUGCAGUAUGCUGUUAAUUAAAAAGGGGUCAGAAUCUCACUCUCCACAUUUCUCUGUUUCUCAGCUUUGAAUCGUAACUCUUGAUUUUGCCGUGGUAAAAAAGUAAAGCCACAGUCCUGCGCAUAUGGAUUGCAGUACUUUCAGAAAGCAGUGAACAGGCAGUGAUGCGGAUAGCUCUAUUCGCAGUGCCAUCUUCUGAAGGCUGGUAGUUUUGAGAAGUUCUACCAGACACAAACCUCCUUUUGCUAUUUUUUAUUUUAUUUUAAUAGGAUCACCUCUGCUGUGUCCUUCUUCGUUUUUUAUGUAUGUGCCAAUGGCCUCUUUACAGUGCGGUGACAUUAGGCUCUUAAACUAGCAUCUCUCAUUAUUCUUUAUCUCUCUCUCUCUCUCUCUCUCUCUCUCUCUGUCUCAUAGUUAAAAGCAAUUAUAACAUUCUUUGACCACCAUUAUUUUAAGCAUAAUUAAGAAAUGUCCAUAACCUACGUAAUGUUAGUAUGAGGAAAGACAGUAUAUUUUAUAAUACACACAUGCGCUUUAACUCUAGUCACCUGGAAUUCUCAAAAACGGCUUCAUGGUCUUGAAUACACUAUUGGCCUGGCUUGCAGACAAAAAGGACGGACUGAUUCAACUUGGCAUUGUGUGAUACUGCAGGAAGUGGAACUUCUUGAAUUUGUAUUUAUACUUUAUUUGUUUAUUAUCUGUUAAGAGGUAAGAUCGGAAAUGCAAAGUAUUUCUGAGAAAGUGUAUAUCCAAGAAUUUGGAUAUUUUAAUUUUGGUGAACAUACCCUAAACAAAAUAAUAAAUAGAAAAACAUGACUGUUUUACCAACUCUAGUAUUAUAUUAAUGCACAUAUCCACAGAGAUGUAACAUAAGAUAUAGAUGAUAUAUAUUUUAAUUGCCUUAUGGUUGCAACAUAUGAAGAGUAUGAUGUCUCUUGCCUUUCUAGCCUUACUUUUUAGUUAUUCGCUAAAAUCUGAAGCAGUUUUGUAAAAUGUACUGUGAAAAUAAUUUUAUAGCAACGGCAUACUAAAUAAUUUUGAAUUAUGGAUGUAAAGCCGCAAGGCACUAUGAAGUGACGCUAUCUGUCUGGUGAAUCUGGCUGUGGUAGACAAAAGCAACACCCUAAAAGCAUCGUCUGUUAUACUGAGAGAGCAACUUAAUUUGUCAUAAACUUGGGUACUAUGUUAUCUCGGACUCGUUCCCAAAGCUAUUAGACUUGCUCAGAAGGAAAAGAUGUUUUGGUGUCAUGAGAAAAUGGAAACAAACACAAAUGUGUCCCCAUUUAAAGUUCAAAAAAGCACAUUUGCCUAGCAAGCACACUGUUAAUAAAAAAAAAUUAAAAUUAUAAAAAGUAGUAGUGGAUUUAUAGGAUUUUAAGCUUUUUCAAAAUGUUGGACUGAAAUCAGACACUUAUGCCCUUGGAAAAAAUGUAUAAUCAGGUUAACAAACACUUGAAGUAUGAAAGUUGUAUAUUGUAUCUGGGAACGGGUCUUAGUUUCUGAAUGGCAGAAGUGUAUUUCUAUUGUAAAUUCACAGCAGUGACAAUCUAUUUAAUGUAGCUCAUAGAUGUUGUUUUUGUGGUUUGUUUGUUAAUUUAUUUAUUUAUCUGAUUCUGUAGGAAUCUGGAACCUUAAGGGUUUGUGGAUUUUAAAUUUAAUUCUGGUGUGGAUCCACGGCAUGGAAGCUGAGAAACAAACAAAAUAAAAAAAAAAAUGUGAAGCAGUUUGCAAAAUGCCCCUUCUUCUUUUCUUCAGUUUUUGUGCUUUGCAUUCAAACAAAAACCAAUGAGUAACCAGACCAGGCGUCAAGCUGGUGUUGUCAGGCAGCGGUGCUAACUGCUGCACCGCCAUGCCUUAGAAAGAGAAUAUGCUACAAAAUAACAGUUUUUGGAAUCCAGUCUGCCAAUAACCUGCCAGACAAGUGCUAGGGGUUAUGACUAGUGGCACUUGUCACAUUAUGAAUCAUAAAAUAAAAUUAAAAAAUAUCCUU